Molecule: messenger RNA, 309 nt
Organism: Spirometra erinaceieuropaei
Lineage: Eukaryota; Metazoa; Platyhelminthes; Cestoda; Diphyllobothriidea; Diphyllobothriidae
Source: the annotation of a GenBank genome assembly
AUGCUGAUAACCGCCUACCGUGAUGCACGUACGGGGAUCCGCAUCGCCUACGGGACGGACGACCCCCUCCUCAAUCAACAGCGGAUGCACUUCCAAUCGCGCGUAUCCACAACCACAGUUCACGAACUUCUCUUCGCCGUCGACUGUGCCCCCAGCACCAUCUCGGAAGAGGACAUGCAAGGGAGCACGUACCUCUUCUCUACCGCCUACGAGAACUUCUGUCUGGUCACUAACACGAGAAGACGGUGGUCACGCGUCAAUCGCCACCCAGCACAGUCCGUCCCAACAGCGUGCUGCAGAUCAACAUGA